AUGGUACCGGUAAGAAUUCCUAGAGAGGUACUCAAAAAUGGCAGUUUGCAGCACUCGCGGCCAAAAAUCAUAACGUUUGAUGCAUAUAAUACUCUUUAUUCCAUCAAAAAACCUGUAAUGGAACAGUAUUGUAUAGUGGGUGCCAAGUACGGGAUUAAUGGUAAUCCACAAGAACUCACUAAGAGAUUUCCAGGGGUUUUCAGUAAUAUCCGUAAAAAGUAUCCUUUAUAUGGUAAAAAUUCUGGUAUCACGGCUGAACAAUGGUGGGAGUAUCUAAUUAGGGAUAUGUUUGAACCAAUACAGAUACCAAAUGAAAUGGUAGAAGAAAUCUUAGAAAGGUUCGAGGGCGAUGCUGCCUAUACGGUAUACCCAGACGUCAGGGAAUUUUUGGAGACAAUGAGGAGGAACCAUCCUGAGGUUUCUUUGGGGAUCGUCAGUAAUACUGACCCCAUUGUCCUUACGUUGUUAGAGAAUUUAGAUCUUAAGAAAUAUUUCGACGGAAAUAUCUAUCUGUCUUAUGAUCUUGAGAUAAAAAAACCCGACCCGGCUAUGUUUAAUUACGCGGUCUCUCAUAUGUUGAAACGCCACAACACUAGUGGUCAACGUGAGAACUUGGAAAAUAUUCGGCCACACGUCUGGCAUGUUGGUGAUGAGGAGAAAACGGAUCUGGGAGGAGCUUUCCAAGCUGGAGUAAAUGGAAUUCUUGUAGAUAGAUCAAACUCAUUCGGUUACUUCGACAUAACAACUCCUGAUGUUUGCAAAAAGGAGUUAUCAGAAGAUGAUUUAUCUCUGAGGAAAGUGUUACACCAUUCAGAGGUUAUAUUACAAGAAUCUGAUGCAGUCACUGAUGUAGUACAAUUAAACAGCAGACAGUAUGUUUUACCAAAUUUUAAAUCAUUGGAGGCCCUAUUAUUUCAGCAGUAG
Kluyveromyces lactis is the source of this 924-nucleotide messenger RNA. It is a transcript of the gene DPI35, whose product is annotated as Dpi35p. The record is from RefSeq and is a predicted model, not a curated record. The coding region runs from base 1 to 924 and encodes 307 amino acids. The transcript has a single exon. Lineage: Eukaryota; Fungi; Ascomycota; Saccharomycetes; Saccharomycetales; Saccharomycetaceae.